AGCAGGUGGCCUGUGCGCUCCGCCUGCGUCGACCCGGAACCGGGACCCGCCGCUUGUUACUAGGGCAACCGUUUCGGUUCCCAAACAGCGCGCGGGCUCUACGGGUUUGGGGGAGGCCGACACGGGCCCCAGGCCGUAGGGCGCUAAAGUCCGUUAGCGGUUGCUCCUCGCCGGGCGGGCUCCUUGACUGCGAGAGGAUGUCGAUGAGAAGGCCUCCGCAGCUGAAUGUUGCCCAGCUGAAUCAGAAAAAGAUGAGGGAGUUGUAUCACAAAGAUCUCCUCCAAUUGGCACAUGAAAAAAAGUUGGAGAGGAUCAGGCAAUUGGAGGUGAUGUGGGAUGCUGAGAAACGGGUUGAUCAGAAGCGUCUCACAAGAUUGCUGAAAGAUGAAGAGUAUGAAAGGCAGAUGGAGGAAGCUAUUCAAAAAGCAGAAGAAAACAAAAAACUGAAAGAACAGCAGCUGGAGCAGGAGGAAAGACUGGCAACUGAGUUGGCAAGAUUAAACUAUGAAAAACUUAAAGAUGAAAAAAUGAGGCAGCAAAUAAGAGAGAACAGUCUUGAACUUCGAGAAUUAGAGAAGAAACUGAAAUCUGCUUACAUGAAUAAAGAAAGGGCUGCCCAGAUUGCUGAAAAAGAAGCUAUAAGAUAUGAGAAAAUGAAACGUGAUGCUGAAAUAUCACAAAAGAUGAAGGAAGAGCAGGAAAGGGUGAUAAUGGAAGAGAGUUCUGCAGAACUGAGGCGAAAUAAGGAGAAAAUACUUUAUCAGCAAGAACUGGAGAAACAGCUUGAGGAACAAGAAAAAAAGAAGCAGGAUGCUUAUGAGGAGUUCCUAAAAGAAAAACUCAUGAUUGAUGAAAUCGUAAGAAAGAUCUAUGAGGAAGACCAAAUGGAAAGACAACUCAAGUUAGAGAAAAUGAGAGCAACUCAGAGAUACAUAGAAGAAUUUAAAAACGAACAGGCUAUUUGGAAGAGAAAGAAGCGUGAAGAAAUGGAAGAAGAAAAUAGGAAAAUCAUGGAGUUUGCCAACAUGCAGCAGCAAAGAGAAGAAGAUCGGAUGGCUAAAGCUCAAGCGAGUGAGGAAAGAAAACAAAAGCUCCAGAACAUGAUUGCGCAGAAUCUGGAAAGAGAGCAACAGGAGCGUGAAGAUCUGGAACAAGUGCGGCAAGAGCUAUAUCUUGAGGAACAAGCUGAGGCAGACAGAAAAAGGGAGAUGGCAGAAAUGGAGAAGAGAAUUAGGCAGCGUCUAGAGUUAAGGCAAACAUAUGAAGCACAAUUAGCCUUCAGGAAGAUAGUACUGCAGGCUUUGCAAGAAGAAGAAGAGGCCUUCAGACAGAAGAUGUUAGCCAAGUUUGCAGAGGAUGAUCGCAUUGAACAGAUGAAUGCUCAGAAACGAAGAAUGAAACAGCUUGAGCACAGAAAGGCCGUGGAAAAACUCAUUGAAGAGCGUCACAAACAGUUCCUUGCAGACAAAGAGCGUGAACUUGAAGAAAGGCAAUUGGAAGACAGAAGACAAGGAAAUAUUUAUGCAAUUGUUGAAGAAGAGAGACAGAAACUUCUUAAAGAACAUGCAACUAAAUUAUUGGGGUAUCUUCCUAGAGGAAUACUCAGAGAUGAAGAUGAUGUUAAUAUGCUUGGUGAGGAGUUUAGGAAGGCUUAUCAGAAGAGAAAAGAGGAUGUGUAUUCAGAAGAUAACUGAAAUUCCCCUGAAUUUGUUUUGUUGCAUAGCACUAGAUGUCGUCAUAUUUCUACAUGCUGUUAAUAGUGAGAAAUUCCUGUUUAAUGUUAUGAAAAAGGGUAUCGGUUUAGUUCUGAGCUUUUUCUAAAUGAUUACAAGAGCUACAGUUUUUAAGUCGGUGUUGUGUAGUUAGUUUGGAUCAAUAAAUUUUGCUAUUACAGUAUGUCUCAAAAAAUGCAUGCAUAAUAAAAUGGACUUGCCAAGGGAGUUCACUUUAGAAAGAACAGGAGUACUUGUGGCACCUUAGAGACUAACACAUUUAUUUGAGCAUAAGCUUUCGUGGGCUACAGC
Chelonoidis abingdonii (Abingdon island giant tortoise) is the source of this 2024-nucleotide messenger RNA. RefSeq names its product meiosis specific nuclear structural 1 (gene MNS1). Gene Ontology annotation, cellular component: motile cilium. Gene Ontology annotation, biological process: cilium organization. The record is from RefSeq and is a predicted model, not a curated record. NCBI's taxonomy places the organism in Eukaryota, Metazoa, Chordata, Testudines, Testudinidae.